Molecule: messenger RNA, 522 nt
Organism: Stylonychia lemnae
Lineage: Eukaryota; Ciliophora; Spirotrichea; Sporadotrichida; Oxytrichidae
Source: the annotation of a GenBank genome assembly
AUGACUACAUCUUCAGAUAAAUAAACUGUGACAACCAUUACAAACCAAGUCUUUGAGAGAGAGCAUGUCUACGAUUCAACCAAAUUUUUAUAAGAAAUUAUGCGAAACUAACCUGGAUAGGAAGAUAUGAAUGAGUACAAAUAUAAUAAGAACAUAACCUUCCUAGACACUAAGUUUUUAGAUGGAAUCAUUGCUAAGUCUUUUUUUAAGAUGGAGGUAACUCCUGAUAUGAAAGAUGAUAAAGGAUGUCUUUUGAGAACCUGCAUAGGGGAGAUUUUAGACUUUAUACCUAUGAGAGUGAGUGAUGGAGCAGAAUUCCGAAGAAAAAUGACAUUAAAACUUGCAAUUGAGUAUGUCCAUUAAAUACCAAUUAAGAAAUAUGUUGUCAUUGAAGGAAAAGUCAUUAAAAUAGAAGAAAAAAGUGGAUUAGCAGAGGGUAAGAUUUGGGACCCAGAUACUAAAUAGAUCAUAGCUAAAUGCCAGAUUAUAUUUGUAUUCAUUGAUCAAAACCCUAAAUUAUGA